Messenger RNA from Nerophis lumbriciformis (worm pipefish), 2664 nucleotides. Lineage: Eukaryota; Metazoa; Chordata; Actinopteri; Syngnathiformes; Syngnathidae. The record is from RefSeq and is a predicted model, not a curated record.
AUGCUGACCCAUCUGUUCCGCAUUCACGGCCUUGUGGUGGCCUCCCAUCCUUGGGAGGUCAUCGUAGGCACCGUGACCCUCACUGUCUGUAUGAUGUCCAUGAAUAUGUUCACGGGAAAUGACCAGAUCUGUGGCUGGAACUUUGACUGCCCUAAAACAGAUGAGCAAAUGCUGAGCAGUGACAUCAUCAUCCUUACCAUUACACGUUGCAUUGCCAUUAUCUACAUUUACUUCCAGUUCCAGAGUUUAAGACAAUUGGGAUCCAAAUACAUUUUAGGCAUUGCAGGCUUGUUCACAAUUUUUUCCAGCUUUGUAUUCAGCACAGUGGUCAUUCACUUCCUUGAUAAAGAACUAACCGGCCUCAAUGAGGCGCUACCUUUUUUUCUGCUUCUGAUUGACCUCUCCAAAGCUUGUGCUCUUGCCAAGUUUGCCCUCAGCUCCAGUUCUCAGGAUGAAGUCCGUGAGAACAUUGCUCGAGGUAUGGCAGUGUUGGGACCUACAUUCACCUUAGAUGCCCUGGUGGAAUGCUUAGUGAUCGGUGUGGGAACCAUGUCAGGUGUUCGACAGUUAGAAAUAAUGUGCUGCUUUGGCUGCAUGUCUAUUUUGGCCAACUAUUUUGUCUUCAUGACAUUCUUCCCUGCGUGUGUGUCACUGGUGCUGGAGGUGUCUCGUGAAAGCCAAGAAGGCCAUCCAAUUUGGCAGCUGAGCCACUUCUCUCGGGUGCUUGAGGAAGAACAGGAUAACAAACCGAAUCCUGUCACCCAGAGAGUCAAAAUAAUUAUGUCGUUGGGCCUUGUUAUGGUUCAUGCUCACAGUAGGUGGAUUGCUGAGCCCCUGUUGUUCAAUGCUACAGUGGGGAUUCCACUGGGUGGCAUGGAUGAAGAACACCUCUCACCCAGGAGAAUUGAGCCAGAGAUACCUCUGUGGCACUUUUACCUCACAAGAAUGAUAACAAUGGAUAUUGAGCAGGUGAUCUGCCUAGCCUUGGCUUUGCUGCUGGCGAUCAAGUACAUCUUUUUUGAACAAGUGGAGAUGGAGUCUCCCCUAUCUAUAAGGAAUCCAAUCACAAUGCCCACCCAGCCAUUGCCUCCGCGACAAGCCACUGAGACUUGCUGUAGGAAGGAACUUGCUCUUCCCCAGUGCCCUCCACCCUCUCCAAGUUUGCCUUCUAUCACACCAGCCAACAAGGAAGAUAUUGAUGAAGUUAUCCGGCCCCUGCUUGUUUCUGUCAAUGAUCCUGGGUCAAGUAAUGUCUCUAUUCUUGAAGAAGAGGAAAAGAAAUCUGAAAUCACAGAGUUACACCUUCUGCCUCCCUUAAAUCCUCGGAGCCUUGCUGAAUGUGUGGCCAUUCUCAACAAUCCAGAGCAAGGGGCUCGUUUUCUCAGUGAUGCUGAGGUGAUAAUGUUGGUCAAUUCGAAACACAUUCCCUCUUACAAACUGGAGGCGGUCAUGGAAACACCUGAGAGAGGUGUGGCCAUACGUCGACAGAUGAUAUCCGCAAAGCUUCCCUCUCCCUCUGCUCUCUCAUCGUUGCCAUUCACUGAUUAUGACUACUCAAAGGUUAUGGGCACCUGCUGUGAGAAUGUGAUUGGCUAUAUGCCUGUGCCGGUGGGUGUGGCUGGGCCGUUACAUCUGGAUGGAAAGCAGUUCCAAGUUCCCAUGGCAACGACUGAGGGAUGCCUUGUUGCGAGCACCAAUCGGGGAUGUCGAGCAAUUGCGCUUGGCGGUGGAGCCAGAAGUUGCAUCCUAGCUGACAGUAUGACCCGAGGACCUGUGGUAAGACUUCCUUCUGCCUGCCAGGCUGCUGAGGUCAAAGCUUGGCUAGAGAGCAAAGAUGGUUUCCAAGCCAUCAAAGAAGCCUUUGACAACACAAGCAGGUUUGCUCGUCUCCAGAAGCUACUGGUUGGUCUGGCAGGGAGAAAUCUGUAUAUCCGUUUUCAUUCAAAGACAGGGGAUGCAAUGGGAAUGAAUAUGAUCUCAAAGGGUACAGAGCAGGCUUUGAGCAAACUUCAGCAAAACUUUCCAGAGCUGCAAGUUUUGGCUGUCAGUGGGAACUACUGUACAGAUAAGAAACCAGCUGCAGUCAACUGGAUAGAAGGAAGAGGAAGAUCGGCAGUCUGUGAGGCUACUAUCCCUGCUAAUGUGGUCAAAGAGAUUUUGAAGACCUCGACGAAAGCUUUGGUGGAGGUGAACAUCAAUAAAAACCUUGUGGGUUCAGCUAUGGCUGGCAGUAUUGGUGGAUUUAACGCACAUGCAGCCAACCUAGUAGCUGCCAUAUACAUUGCCUGUGGACAGGAUCCUGCUCAGUCAGUGAGCAGCAGUAACUGCAUCACCUUAAUGGAGGAGUCAGGCCCUACAGGUGAAGACCUUUACAUCAGCUGCACCAUGCCCUCUAUAGAGCUUGGCACAGUAGGGGGUGGAACCAACCUGCUUCCUCAGCAAGCUUGCCUUCAGAUGCUGGGCGUACAGGGGGCCAGCGAGGCUUGUCCAGGGGAGAAUGCCAGGCAGCUUGCCAAAGUGGUUUGUGCCACUGUGCUGGCUGGGGAACUGUCACUCAUGUCUGCUCUGGCAGCUGGCCACCUGGUCAAGAGUCACAUGACACAUAACAGAUCCAAGGUGAACCUCCAGGAGAGUGUGGGAACUUGCAUCAAGCAAGCCUCUUGA